UGUUCACUUCCUCUUCAUUUAUUCUUUUUGUCAACAAGAAUAGAGAACAAUGGAACCUUGGGAACAACUUGAUAUUGAUGAAAGUGAUCUUGAUAGUUUCAUUCGUCGUUGCAAUUCGAAUAAUAGUGUCAUUCUGGUCCCUGCUGGUGUGGUUCAGGCAGCUAUGCUUAAUCGCCAGGUCAAUGAAAACAUCCCCACACAAGAAUUCUUAAGUAUCAUAGAAAAAGUCAGUUUUGAUCGUGACUUCACAUCGAAUGCUUGGGUAUGGGCUGAAAAAUUCAUUGACAUCCAUGGAUUGUUGCUUAAAUAUGAGGUUGAGCAUAUCUCAACCCUUGAUUCCUUGAAAGGAACUUGUAAGGUGUCCUUGUUGCGAUGUCUUAUUAAAGCUCGUGAGCAUAACGGAUUGGGUGACAUGAAAAUAACAAUUCGGGAUCCAACAGGGACUGUAAAAGCAAGUGUUCACCGCAAGGCCAUUGAUCAUCCUGAAAUAGGUCCCAACUUAAAAGUUGGAAGUGUAAUAAUCCUACAAGAUGUUGCAAUUUUUUCACCAAUGCGCAGAACAUACUAUCUUAACAUUACUCUUAACAAUGUUGUGAAGGUUUUUGCAAGUGAUAUUGGGCGCCCAACUGAUGAACUAGUUCGUCUAUCAAUACCAAUUGUUACUAAGAAGCUUCCAAGUCGUUCCGUUGAUGACAUCCUUAGCAUGUUGACUCCACCUGUUGACAAUGACAAACCUGAAGGCAGUAGAGCUAACAACAAUAAUUAAAAGUGGAAGAAACUGAGGACUUUCGUAGUUUGAUGAUUUGAAUUUUAGUUUUAUCCUUGUUGUGAGUUUCAUUUAGGGUUCGUUUUUAGAAGGCUUUGUUAUGUAGUAUUAUUAGUGAAGUACCAAAACCACCUUCAUUAAUGUGUUGUUG
Messenger RNA from Vigna radiata var. radiata (mung bean), 917 nucleotides. RefSeq lists its product as uncharacterized. Gene Ontology annotation, biological process: recombinational repair. Bases 50 to 766 code for a protein of 238 amino acids. The record is from RefSeq and is a predicted model, not a curated record. Lineage: Eukaryota; Viridiplantae; Streptophyta; Magnoliopsida; Fabales; Fabaceae. The transcript has 5 exons.